AUGCACACAUUUUCCACAUUACCCGUCGAAAUUGUCUAUCGAAUUAUGGAUCAUCAAAAUGAGCCGACGCUAUUUUUUUCAAUGCAAAACGUUUGUCGAAGGCUCAAUCAGAUCCUGAGUACUUACGAGCGAUAUCGAACACUCAGCGCACUAGAUCUUCGCUGUUACAAAAUCCGUGAUGAAGAAGCACAACACAUUGCGUAUGCGUUGCGAACGAACACGACACUCACCACACUAAAGCUGAGCGCCAACGGAAUCAGUGAUAAAGGAGCACAAUACAUUGCGGAUGCGCUGCGAACGAACACGACACUCACCGCACUAGAUCUCGGCUUUAACAGAGUCGGUGAUGAAGGAGCGCAACAUAUUGCGGAUGCGUUGCGAACGAACACGACACUCACCACACUAAACCUGCGCGGCAAUGGAAUCAGUGCUGAAGCAGCACAACACAUUGCGGAUGCGUUGCGAACGAACACGACACUCACCGCACUAGAUCUCAGCUCUAACAGAGUCGGUGAUGAAGGAGCGCAACAUAUUGCGGAUGCGUUGCGAACGAACACGACACUCACCACACUAAACCUGCGCGGCAAUGGAAUCAGUGAUGAAGGAGCACAACACAUUGGGGAUACGUUGCGAACGAACACGACACUCACCGCACUAGAUCUCGGCUUUAACAGAGUCGAUGAUGAAGGAGCGCAACAUAUUGCGGAUACGUUGCGAACGAACACGACACUCACCGCACUAGAUCUCGGCUUUAACAGAGUCGAUGAUAAAGGAGCACAAUACAUUGCGGAUGCGCUGCGAACGAACACGACACUCACCACACUAAACCUGGGCGGCAAUAGAAUCAGUGUUGAAGCAACACAACUCAUUGAGGACGCGUUGCAUCGGAAUGCAGGAAGGCCGAUGUUUUGCGAAAAUUACGUUUCGUACCACCUAUUCCGAACAUCUGGCAGCAUGACUGGAUGUUCGGAAAAAAUUUUGGUUCCCCUAAAUGUCGUGCAGGAGUCCGGAAUUCCGCGUGGCCGAAGUUGUUUUGAAUUGUGUGACGGGAGUUCGGAAUUUCUUUUCUAUUGA
Adineta ricciae is the source of this 1074-nucleotide messenger RNA. The record is from the annotation of a GenBank genome assembly. Lineage: Eukaryota; Metazoa; Rotifera; Eurotatoria; Adinetida; Adinetidae.